UUCUUGUUAUGAAUGAAUUUUGCAGGUGUUGUAAUGAGAUACGCCUAUGUGUACCUAAAUAAUAAGUAAAUCUUUAUACAAUUUACCUUCAACGAGUUCUUUGUUUGAGAAAUGAUUACUUGAAAGUAAAAUGAGCUUCUUAUUUUCUAUAAUAGUGCUCAGUAUUUUAAUUCAAAAGUAAUAAUGACAGCGAACUGGUUGAAAGAAUUAAAAUCUCGGUCCAAUUCUGUCAAAACUUUUAAGUCUUACGUUGAUUUAAAUCCCGAUGAAAAAGAAGAAGAAACUAAUUUCAAGCAAGUAAAAAAUUCUUCGGAUUUGAAUGACUUAAAGAAAAAGGCUGAAGAGUAUAAUGUUGAACAUGAUCCAUAUCCCAAGCCCAAUCUAUUGCCUGGAGAAGUAAUAAUAUCAGAAGCUGAAAAUGUUUUAAAAUUCAACACUUUGAGUGAGCUGAAUCGUGGAAUAUCUGGAGUUCUGUUAUGCACAAAUUUUAAAUUGAGCUUUCUUACUGCUGAAAACUUUCCAUCAAAUCUGUAUCAAAAGAAUUUACUGCUUGGUGAAAAUGAUAUUUGUUUGAUCAAUAUUGAUGCUAUCUACCAUGUCUAUAAUGGAAGAAGGAAAAAGUUAAAUGGGAACAAUAUUGGAACUAAUGUUGAAAUCAUAGAAGUUCAUUGUAAAGAUUUUAGGAUUUAUACAUUUAGUUUCAAAUUCUCACCACUAAGGCAAAGAUCUGUGAUAAAUACUAUUAUCCAUCAUGCUUUUGUACCUAAAAUUCACCUCCUUUUUGCUUUUGAUUAUGCUGAGGAAUCUUCUGGUCCAGAAGAAAAUAAUUCAUUUCUCUUUACUCAACCGUGCCACUGGGAAAGUGAAUUGGAAAGGUGCAAAUGUCCUGGAUGGAGAGUUACUCAGGCCAAUGAAAAAUUUCUCUUAUGUGAUAGUCUUCCAGAAUCUUUUGUGGUGCCUUCAAUUUUGCUUGACAUGAAUUUAAAUAAAACUGCUCCUCAUUUUGCUGCUCACAGAGUUCCUACUUGGAGUUGGGGUUGUUCAUCUGGAGCCUCAAUUGUUCGAAUGGCUUCUUUAGAUCCUAGCAUAUCUGACAGUAAACAAAGAGAUGUGAUGAUUGAUGCAAUUAGUAGAGCAAGUCCUCGUCAACUACCUGUACAAAUUUUUAAUUUAGAUGAGUCAUGCUCUAGUUACAAAGAAAUUCAAAGCAGUUUUCUAAAACUUAAAGAUUUGUGCAUGCCAAGUACACCUCAAGAGUUUUGGGAAUCGGAUAACAAUUAUUUAAGCAAACUAGAUUCAACAAAAUGGUUGCAUCAUGUUUCAUCAUGUCUUAACAUAGCUUUAGAAGCUGCAGAGCGUAUCAUUAAAAACAACACAACAGUCAUAUUCUGUGAACAUGAAGGAAGAGAUUUGAGUUGUGUACUUUCAAGCUUAGUGCAAUUAAUUAUGGACCCUGUGUAUCGAACUACAUCUGGAUUUGAACUGCUAAUUCAAAAAGAAUGGGUUGCUUUAGGACAUCCAUUUACUGAAAGGCAUCACUUGAUAAGUGGAUAUGAAGCAGAAGAGGCACCAAUCUUUUUAUUAUUUCUGGACUGUGUUUGGCAACUCUUACAGCAAUGUCCAACCGUAUUUGAGUUUUCGGAAACAUACCUGACAACAUUAUGGGACAGUUGUCAUGUGAGUUUGUUUGAUACAUUUUUAUUUAGCAAUCAUAAAACUCGUGCAGAUGCAAUAUUAACGCUUAAUUCAGGGAAUAACUUUUGUUUAAGAAGCAUUUGGGAUUGGUCAAAGCAGUUUACCAGAAACGAUCAGCGACUAUUUUCAAAUCCAUUGCACAUGUUACGAAAAUAUGCUACGAUAUCUCCCAGUAAAUCUCCAUCAAAAGCUGAAAGGCCCAAAUCGUUUAGUUCCAUAAAAGAAACUAGUCUGUCUCAGUGUCGACCACUUUUCGUGAAAAAUGACAACAUUGAACCAAUUGUAUGGAACGAAGAAGAAGAAAACUUGCUGUGCAUUGAUCCAUUUAUAAAAUCCCUAAAGUUCUGGCAUCAGUGCUAUUUGAGGUGGAUUCCCCUUGCACAUUUAUUGGGUGGAGGCCCACCCAUGCUUUUUUUGAAUAAUCUUAAAAUUGCCAAUGAAAUACAAAUUUUAGAAAAAAAGAUUAAAUCAUUAACAGCUCGAAUAAAACUCAACAAAGCACCAUCGAGACACAGGCGUGUGGCAUCCGAUGAUUACACUAUUUCAGCUGAAGUGAUAGGUGCAACUCAGAUGCAAGAAGGGUCGUCUGUUAUCACAUCUGUGUUUCCCUUUUCUCCUGUUGCUCCCUGGGAUUGGAGCUCCUACCAGUUUGUGCCUUCUACAUCCUGCCUGAAAAUUAGUUAUACAGAAACGGAAGAAAUUCUUGAUGAAUGACAGUUUAAUAAGCAUUUCGUUUUGAAAAAAAAAUUUCCCAUAAACUGCUAAAGAUAUUGUUUACCAGUAGGUUUUAAAAACUUCAUGUAAGAAUUGUUCAGCUUUUUUUUUUCUUUUCCAGUCUGAUGGGGAAUAUUUUCUUUGAAUUUCAUUGUCUAUUCUUUGCUCUUGGCAAGUAUAUUAAUUUUAUCUGGUAAAUUUAAAUAAUCUGUACAGUGGUUUCAACAAGAGUAAAGGUGUGUACGUGUAUUGUAUUCUUUUCUCUGGGCUGGAAAUCGAGUAAAAUUAUAAUAUGAAAUAAUUCUGCCUUUCAAUGAAUAACAAUUCUGAAGUGUAUUUAAUAUAAAUUUUAUAAUACUUUCAUUCAUAAAAAUUUAAUUUGUAGGUGUUUUUUUCCCCCUUUAUGAAGUUUGGUGUUUAAUUGUUAAGCAAGAUUUGUUGAUUUUAUUGUUUUCAAAUAGUUAUUUAGCUUUUUUGUUGUUGUUUUUCUUCUUUCUUUUACUUCAUCUACUUAUAAUCCAUGCAUGAAAAAUGUUUAUUAUCACUAAAACUCAGUAGGUAAUCUUUAUCAAAUCAUUCAAAUAUUUCUAAUAAAUGAAAUCACACAACUAUUGGAAGGGAAGUGCAAUAAAUAUUUUAUUCUCAAUUCCUAAUAGAACUGCAAAAACAAUUAACUUUCUGCAAUUUGACUAAUAUUUCUCACAGUUAACAGUUGGGAAGUAAAAUUAUGUGCAGUACAAAUAAAUGGUGAAAUUCAUGUCAGUAAAGCAUUUUCCCCCCUGCAAUAAUGCAUAAACGUGUUUUGGUUUUAGAAGGAACUUUUUUUUUAAGCACAAAGAAAGUUUCAAGCUUUCAUGCGCUUAGCUUCUUUGCAACCACUGCUUAGCGUCUGGAAACUCAAAAUUUCUUCCUUGAAGAAGAUUUUCUUUGCAUUCCAAAACUUUUUAGCUACAAUAUUUUAGAAAAUAUGUGCUUUUGUAACUAUUCGAUCAUUUGUUUUUCAAAAAUCUUUAAGGGUCAUUCUUCAAAAAGUGUAACUUUUCUGUCACACGUCUUUUACAGUAAAAACUUCAAGGAACAAUUCAUUUAACAAUGAUUUUUAAUUUCAUCGAAAAUAUAUCUAUUUAAACCUGCCAACAUUUUUUUAAUAAUAAUUUUUAUUUUAGUAUAUUUAUGGUUCACAACAUGUGAAUUCUCACCUCCGUGGCAUGUCACACAUCUUUUGUGACUGUUUAUGUUGCUUAAUAACUUGUUUAAUUAAAAUAAUAUACUUAUUUAUUUAUUAUUCUUUUCACAAGUGUCUCAAAUACUAAUUGUUUAAGUACAUUUAAGUUUUUAAUAUUGUGUUUUUGUGCGUUUUAGUACGACAAGGAAUCAUGUCACAAAAUAAAUUCUCACCUCUGUUACCUAAACACAAAAUGCUAUUUCUCAUUAACACGUGGCAGUAAUGACAUCAAAUUUUAUUUUCCAUGAUACAAGGGAGCCCCCUUGUUUCUUUUCAGCAAUAGUUGAAGUUGUGAGAUUUUUGUCGAAAAACAAGAAAAUAGAUUUUGCUUUAAAAACUUAGUGUGGUUCUUCUGACUUCUCACCUCCGUGAACUUGAAUUUCAGGGAUAUAAAUGAAUGUAAAAAAAAGAGUGAACAUGUUUUCAUAUGCUUAACAUGUGCAGAUUGUAGCAACAAAGAAAAAAAAUCUCCCUGAAAAAUGUAUCUAUUAGCCCUAUAUUAAUGAAAAAUUCUUCAUCUCCUUGACAAACCUUAUAAACUUGCAUCAUUAUUUCUGAGGUAAAAAUAAAUGAUGUAGGGUAAAUACAUCAAUUAUAUUCGUUCUAAAAAAAUUUUAAAUUUCCAGUAUAUCCUCAAAUUUACUAAAUACUAUUUUUUAACAUACAUUUGAAACUACUAAUCAAGCCGUACUUUAAUUAAGAGAGCUGAUGUAUUAUAUUCCCACUAAUCAUUAAAAUAGCUGAUUGUUUGCACAAUUAACAAAAUUACUACUUUGAUAUUGAAUUGGCCUUGAUUUUUAAUUAUGAAAAGUUUUUUUCUUUUUUUU
Molecule: messenger RNA, 4461 nt
Organism: Uloborus diversus
Lineage: Eukaryota; Metazoa; Arthropoda; Arachnida; Araneae; Uloboridae
Product: myotubularin-related protein 10-B-like
Exons: 13
Coding region: 184-2409 (741 amino acids)
Source: RefSeq, a predicted model, not a curated record